UUUAUAUGCUGUAUAGAAUAUACAGGAAAACAUUCCAAUGAUAAAGAAGUAACUGAAUUAUACCUAUUUUAAAUUAAAUCAAGAUAAUGUGGUUUGUUUGGGACAGGGUCAUGUGAACUCAUCACUAUUGAAUUAACUCCAGUUGAAUCGAUGAAAACACAUUUUUUCAACAAAUACUGGAGAAUAUAACAUGGAGAAUAUAAUUUUACUAUUUCACACCCGACCGUUUGUUCCAAGAGUACAAAUCGCUUUCUUCUAAUAAGAAUAGUAUUCCUACCCAUUAUAAUGAUAUAGGACUAGACGCACUAAUUUAAAUCACAUACCAGAUCCACCUUCACAAGUGAUCCUACUAUGGAUACCCACUUUUUGCUGGACUUACAAAAUUUAAACUAGAUGCAGGAAAGUUACGUCGUGAUGAUGAUUUUUCAGACAGGUUUAGUCAUACGUUUACUUCUUUAUUAUUGAUUAUUUUCACACUUAUCAUAUCGGCUCGUCAGUAUAUUGGUAAACCAAUCGCCUGUUGGGUGCCAACGGAAUUUACACGCGCUCAAGAAGAAUAUGCUGAAUCAGUAUGUUGGGUAACAAGCACAUAUUUUAUACCUACUCAGGAUAUUAAUAUUCCCGAAAAUAUAUCAGAACGUGAAAAUAGAAAAAUUCAUUAUUAUCAAUGGGUUCCAUUUAUUCUAAUGAUACAAGCAUUUUUAUUUAAUUUGCCAUGUUUAAUAUGGAGAUUAUUUAAUUGGCAGUCUGGGAUUCAUGCAACUAAUUUGCGAUUAUUGUUUAACAUACCCAAUAUCCUUAGUGAUGAGACAAGACCGCUCACCCUUCAAAAAGGGUUGUGCAUUGAUUUUCGUAAAGUUAUCUAGUAUAAUGGAGGUAGCUUGUGAAAUCGAAAUGAUUAAAGAUCCCGAAACACGAAAAUCAAAUAUCACAUAUGUGGCAAGACACAUUGAGGAUGCCUUGAGUUCACAACGUGAAUAUCGAUCCGGUUGUGGUGUGCGCUUUAAACAUUGUUUAGCUAAAAGUUGCUGCUUAUGGUUCGGUAAACGUUACGGAAAUUAUUUAAUAUGCUUAUAUCUAAUUACAAAAUCACUGUACAUAUUCAAUGUGGUUGGGCAGUUUUUUUUAAUGAACAAAAUUUUGGGCACGAAUUACACAUUUUAUGGUUUGGAUUUACUCCGUGAUAUAAGUGAGGGUUAUGUGUGGCAGGAAUCAGGCAAUUUUCCACGUAUUACGCUUUGUGAUUUUGAAGUACGCAAGGUGGCCAAUAAACAUAGGCAUACUGUACAGUGUGUACUACCUAUCAACAUGUUUAACGAGAAAAUCUUUAUAUUUCUAUGGUUCUGGUUCAUAUUGGUAGCGGCUGUGAAUACAAGUAGUUUUCUAUAUUGGUCAUACAAAUCAAGCUUUCGUGGAACAAGAAUUCAGUUCAUUAGAAAAUUUUUAAAAUUACGUGGAGCGCUAGAACCAGGUGAUAAGAAAAGAACAUUAACAUUUGUUGAUUCAUAUUUAAGACAAGACGGUGUAUUUAUUUUGAGAUUGACAGCACAAAAUGCUGGUGAACUAGUUGCGUCUGAAAUAAUUGAAAAAUUAUGGAAUAUGUACAGAGCGCAUCAAAAUAUAAGCACAACUUCAACAUCUCAGCCACUUUCUUACACUUUGCCGCAACAACCUCAACUGCCACAACAUCAACCGUCACACCGAUCAUCACAUCACCACCACCAUCACCGUUCCAGUACAGCCUCAAGUACUAAUAGACGUGCAAGCCGAUCCCUUACUCCAGUAAGUCCUUCAGAUUCAUCAGAAAUAAGAAGAAAACCACCUCCGAGCUAUCCGGCUUACCAUUUACGACCACCACCAGCUAGUCCGGCAGGGAGUCAACUUCCUCCUCCUCUUCCUCCAUCCCUUAGGCCAUCAGCACCACCACCUCUUCCUCCAAUACUAGGAAAAACAACUAGUAGUAGCUUAGAUGGUACAAGUAGCUCUGUAACAAGUCAUAGUCAGCCAUCCACAGUAACUGAAAACACUGAUCAGUUUGUAAGAAUGAGAUCUGUUAUUUCAGGUAAUAUAGGGUUUGAAACAUUAAGACCAACUGAAAGUCAGUCAACAGAUUUAUGUACUAACACCGAUAUAAAGAAGAGACUACCCACUACUGGGAAUAGCUCUCUCCUGGGUGAAGUUAGUGUUAGAUCUAUUAACUCUACACAACAACAUCAGGCAAAUAAUCAAAGUUCACAGAUCCGUAGUCAAUCAGAAGAAGAUCCUGGAGAAUUUGUCUAAUAAUACAUUAUUUUCCCAUUCAUUGCUGGCAUAACAAAAGACAGUAAAUAUUCCUUCCUAAAAAUCUUUUAAACUGUGAUUUAUAAAUACUUCUCACUGCUUCUAUUCUUUUUGUACAUUCAAUACCUUCCAGCUGCCUGAAUCAACCAGCAUUUACCAUCAAUAAAAUUACUUAAAAAUUGAUUUUCCUAAAGACAUUAACUCCACUCUGAACAUUUCAAUUUUCUUGCUGUUUAAAGCGCCACUGCGAUCUAUUUUCAAAGUCUAUUCAUCUUUAUUCAAACAUUUAUCUUUACAGUGCUUAGAUUAUUUUCAGAGUAACAAUUAUAUAAAUGGAUUUAGAGUACAUCUUUUCAAAUUGAGACAAUAGACUAAAAUGUGCUUAAAUUGAAAAUAGAACAUUUAACUUAAUAAAAAUAUGCACCAUUUGUACAUGAAUGUCCUUGUAUAUAUCAAUGAAUAUAUAUAUAUAACUUUUGUAAUACUCUAGUCCACUAUGCCUUGCUUGAAGUGAUAUUAUGAAAGCCUUACAUUAGCACAUGCAUAAAAUAACCAAAUACGUUAGUAAUCUUUUCAUUUCUCUUUCUCUAAACAAUAUCACAAUAAUCAAAACUCUUAAAUUCAAUUAACUUAACAUACAUCUUUAAAAUUGUGUAUUAUAAGUUUAUUUUCGUUUUAGUUUUAAAUGAAAAGAUGUUUGUGUACAGAAAUGUAUGAAAUAAAUGAUAAUAAAUAAAAUAACAAUGACAGACAUUCCAAAAUGAAAAGAAGCGUCUGUCUCAUGGUUUUUCAACCAAA
Molecule: messenger RNA, 3078 nt
Organism: Schistosoma mattheei
Lineage: Eukaryota; Metazoa; Platyhelminthes; Trematoda; Strigeidida; Schistosomatidae
Source: the annotation of a GenBank genome assembly